This is a messenger RNA of Penicillium arizonense, 1422 nucleotides long. RefSeq lists its product as uncharacterized. Bases 1 to 1422 code for a protein of 473 amino acids. The transcript is spliced from 5 exons. Lineage: Eukaryota; Fungi; Ascomycota; Eurotiomycetes; Eurotiales; Aspergillaceae. The record is from RefSeq and is a predicted model, not a curated record. Gene Ontology annotation, molecular function: protein binding.
AUGACACUCGAAAGCGACGCAGUAGCAGGAGCGACUAUUGAACUCCUCGAGGCGCGCCUGCGCCGCCUCACCUACCUCCUCACCGGCGCCACAGACUGGACAGGCGUCCCAACCGCGCCCGAGAAACCCACAUCACUCGACGAGACAGUCUCCCGCAAACUCGCGCGUCUAGAAAGGGAACUGGAAAGACUGAGCCGGAGCGUUCCAGCUGUGCGAGAUGUCCUCCAACUCCACGACCAAAACCCAGACCUCUUCCAAAAAACCCCAACAACCGAAAUCCCCCAAGGCCUAACAGCCCAAACCCUCACCUCAAUAAUCCUCUCCUACGCAACCGCCUUCCCAGAAACCGCCUCGCGCCUCACGUCCCUAAACGACCUCCCCAUCCCAGACGCAGCAAGCUCCGCCGCCCUCAUCGAGCUACAGCCGCAGCUGGACCGGCUUGCGCGGACGCAGGCUGAGCAGGCGGCUACGAUCUCCGAGUUGCGGACAUCUUUCAUGGUCACUCCAUCAACUCCCUCGUUCCACAAGCCCCCGAAUACACACAAGAUGGGCAAAUUCCGCCCCAGCAACAUCCUUGGCGAUCCAUUCGCCCUCGCCACCAUCUCCAUCUCCAUCCUGGCAUGGCUGAUCGCAUUCGUUUCAUCGAUUAUUGCCGAUGUGCAAAAUACCAAGUAUCCCAACUACUCAUGGUGGGCCAAUAGUUAUAUGUUCUGUGUCAUCAUUGGUCUGAUUGUGACCUUUGGCACCGACACUGGCCACGUCUACGGCGUCGCGAUCGUGGGAUAUCUUGGCUGUGGCCUUGUUCUGACUUCGCUGAGCGCAAACAACACCAUCUACGAAUCCCAAGGCUCAAUGCAAGCUGCGGGCGCCGGUUUCAUCCUGCUCUCCAUGGUCAUCAUCGUCUGGAUCUUCUACUUCGGCUCCACGCCUCAAGCCUCGCACCGCGGAUUCAUCGACUCAUUCGCCCUCAACAAGGAGCAGCCCCCAGAGCCAUCCUACCGCGGCAGCCGGCCCAUGUCCAGCGCAUUCGGCGCCCGCCCGGAGACCGUGGCCACCAGCAACACCCCGCAGAUGUACACCUCAGCCCAACUAGGUGGCUUUGAGACCUCUUCCCCCGUUUCCGGCUACCCCGGUGGUGCGCCCGGCGCUGAACGAAACUCCUCUGCGCCUCGUUUCGGCACCCCAAGCGGUGCCCCUGGCAAUGGCGAACAAGAAACUGGCGAAGUGCCCCAGCCGACCGAUUACCCCUACCGCGCGAAAGCAAUCUACUCGUACGAUGCCAACCCGGAAGAUGCGAACGAGAUCAGUUUCGCCAAGCACGAGAUCCUCGAGGUAUCGGAUGUCAGCGGCCGAUGGUGGCAGGCUCGGAAAUCCAACGGAGACACCGGCAUUGCACCCUCCAACUACUUGAUCCUUCUGUGA